AUGAGGUGCCCUGAAGCCAUGGUGAGGCGUGAAGCGAACCCGCGCAGGCGACGGGACCAGGGGGCGCAACUGGCAAAGCAGAAAAAAAUAUUCACAAAAUCCCACUUUAGCAUUCUCUCCCCUUCCUUUCCCUUUCCCUUCCUCUCCUCCAGCCCACACAACAACACGCACCGUUGCACGCCAAUCUUCCCCCCUCAGGGUGCCUCCUCCCAUUCCCUUUCUCCCCUCUUCCUCACGUUCUUCCCUAUUUUUCUUCCUCGGGUCCCUAUAGCCUCACGGCUCAAGCUCCAGCCAGUCGCCCUUGCUGUCGUCUGCCUCUCCGUCCUCGUUGUCACUGCACGUGUGUUUGCAUCUCGAUUCCGACGCCGCUCUGAAUCACGACUGCCCCGUCAGCCAUCGACCAUCGAUUCACACGUCAUUCGUCGACCAGCUUCAAAGCCAACAUCCGACGCCAGCUCUGUGAUCAACAAAGCUUCCUUUGCUGCAAAGAAAAACAAGACGUCGCCGGAAUACCCGCCCUCCCCGGUCAAUCCACGGUUUCCGUCCAUCGCAAAGCAACACAAUCAAAGCUAUCGCCAUCUGCCUUUAAGAACCAUCAAUUCCACCCAAGAACUUAUGGCGUCCUCACAAUUGCAGUUUGCCUACCGCACCCAGAAGGGCAUCGGCCUGUUUGAUGCUGCGCCAUCUUAUCAGCCUCUCUCUGGGUUCGCCAAUCCUGAAGGGAACCUCCGGUGUUGUGCAUACUCGCCCUGUGGCCGUUACUUUGCCUGGGCGAGCCCCGAAGUUGUUACCGUUGUCGACGCUUCCACUGGCCAGCAGGUUCUUGCCCUCCCCAUCCUCAAUGUCCUUGAGCUCGGUUUCUCUCCUCUCGGCACCUUCCUCGUCACCUGGGAGCGACCUGCCAAGGAUGAGAACGGAGAUGCGACCAAGACCCUGAAGGUCUGGCGUACUGUCGAAGAUGGCGUUGCUGGAGCCGACAAACUGCCCUUGGGCAAGUACGUCCAAAAGUCGCAGGGAGGCUGGAACCUUCAGUACACAGCCGACGAGAAGUUCUGUGCCCGCCAAGUCACCAACGAAGUCCAGUUCUACGAAAGCCACGAUCUCGGCACCGUCUGGAACAAGCUGAGAGUCGAGGGCGUCGCCGACUUUGCCCUGGCUCCCGGUCGUUCCCACUCCGUUGCUGUCUUCAUUCCUGAACGCAAGGGACAACCCGCUGCCGUCAAGGUCUACAACGUGCCCCAAUUCAACGCUCCCAUUUCUCAAAAGACCUUCUUCAAGGGCGACAAGGUCCAGCUCAAGUGGAACCAAUUGGGAACCAGCAUUCUCGUUCUGGCCCAGACUGAUGUCGACAAGUCCAACAAGAGUUACUACGGUGAGACUACACUGUACUUGCUUAGCGUCAAUGGCUCUUUCGACGCCCGCGUCAGCCUGGACAAGGAGGGUCCUAUCCACGAUGUGACGUGGUCCCCGAACUCCAAGGAGUUUGGUGUCGUCUAUGGCUACAUGCCCGCGAAGACUACCAUCUUCAACCACCGCGCCGUUGCCCAGCACUCGUUCCCCCUGGGACCUCGCAAUACCAUCAUCUUCUCCCCCACGGGACGUUUUGCUCUUGUUGCUGGAUUCGGAAACCUGGCUGGCCAGAUCGAUGUCAUUGAUCUCGAGAAGGAUUUCCGCAAGCUUCACACUAUUGAGAGUGGCAACCCUAGCGUCUGCACGUGGAGUCCGGACAGCCGUUAUAUCAUGACGGCUACCACUUCUCCCCGUCUCCGUGUCGACAACGGCAUCAAGCUUUGGCACGUCAGCGGUCCUCUCAUGUACAACGAGGACAAGGUUGAGCUUUAUCACGUUGUCUGGAGGCCCUUGGCUGUCGAAAAGGUUGCCGGCGGAGAUCCUCUGAACCCGGUCCCCACCCCCCACGCCUCCGCGGCCACUUACUUGGGCUCUGUAAAGACGCCCAGCAAGCCCGCGGGAGCUUACCGCCCUCCUGGUGCUCGUGGCCUCGCCACCCCGCUUCAUUUCAAGCGAGAAGACGAGGGCGGCGCGGCCCACAUCAGCAUGAACAACGGAUCUGCGCCCAUUGGACCUAACGGCUUCGGACGUCCCCGCCGUGGUGUGCCUGGUGCAGAGUUUGCCGUGCCUGGUGCUGCUCCUAAGGUUCCUGGAGCCGACCCGAACGACGAUGAAAAUUUGUCAAAGGCGGCACUCAAGAACAAGAAGAAGCGCAACAACAGAAAGAAGGACGGAGAAAUCAACCCAGAGGGCCAGAACGGCGGUGGUGCUUCGCUCGCCCCGCCUCCCCGUGACUUUGGCGCGGGUUCUGGGCAUGAGGGUCGCAGCCCUGAGCGCCGUGGCGGUGCCGGAGGUAACCACAGACACCGCAGCCACUCUCGCAACCCCGGUGCGGGUCAGCAUCGUAACAGGAGCAACACCCACCGAGGCCAGAAUGGCGCGCCGCAGGUGCCUAACGCGCAGCCUCAACAGGCCGCACCGGUGACUGUGACUAGCCCCGGCGCCGAUAACUCGCAAAACCCGAACGCGAAGAAGAUUCGCAGCUUGCAGAAGAAGGUCCGCGCGAUCGAGGAUCUCGAGAUGAGACUGGCCGGAGGCGAGAAGCUUGAGGACACGCAGAUGAAGAAGAUUGGCACCAAGUCAUCUGUGCUCAAGGAGUUGGAUGGUCUCGGUGGCGAGGGCCACUAG
Molecule: messenger RNA, 2697 nt
Organism: Colletotrichum lupini
Lineage: Eukaryota; Fungi; Ascomycota; Sordariomycetes; Glomerellales; Glomerellaceae
Product: eukaryotic translation initiation factor eIF2A
Exons: 6
Coding region: 1-2697 (898 amino acids)
Biological process (GO): translational initiation
Cellular component (GO): cytosolic small ribosomal subunit
Molecular function (GO): mRNA binding; tRNA binding; translation initiation factor activity
Source: RefSeq, a predicted model, not a curated record